This is a messenger RNA of Lingula anatina, 4883 nucleotides long. RefSeq lists its product as uncharacterized. Gene Ontology annotation, cellular component: nucleus. The record is from RefSeq and is a predicted model, not a curated record. Gene Ontology annotation, biological process: animal organ development. Lineage: Eukaryota; Metazoa; Brachiopoda; Lingulata; Lingulida; Lingulidae.
CUCAAUAUGGUGGAUCAAAUAGCAGCCGUCUCAGCUUACAAGUCAAAGUUUCUUCAUCCCCGUCGAUAUUAUUCGCCCAGAGCUGAAACGGGCAUUAUCAGGCUCAGCCAUGGAAGGAGAAGGAGCAGCAGCAAACUUGAAGGAGAAGGGGAAAGCCGUAGUUGUUGUGAAAGAAGAACCGAAAGAUGACAUCAAGAAUUUUGCUGAGAACACCAUGAAUGAGCUCCUUGGUUGGUAUGGGUAUGACAAGGUGGACAGCAAUGACACUCAAGCCCUUGACCUGCAGAGGUUUGCCUCAGGCACCCCAGGGGAUAAUGAGAGCACCUGCAGCAGUGAAGAUGGCAGCGAGGACAGCAGGAGGAUACGAGGAAGAGGAGAAGGAGCAGUCUCUCUGCAUUCAGACUCCCUGCUCGCAGCUCAACACCAGAACUUGGUUUCUGCUCUAAAUAAAGCAGCAGCAAAGCAAGCCAAAGGUAUUAAAGAGUUGCCAUCUGGUUACAUUCUGUGUGCUUGGUGCCAAAAAGCAGGACUGAAGCUGUUCACCUUACGAACACCUGCUGGAGUGAAAGCGUUCUGCAGUGAGCUUUGUUUCACACAGUGUCGCAGAGCUUCUUUCAAAAAGAACAAGAUAUGUGACUGGUGCAAACAUGUCAGGCAUACUGUGAAUUAUGUGGAUUUCCAAGAUGGAGAACAACAGUUGCAGUUCUGCAGUGAAAAGUGUCUGAAUCAGUACAAGAUGAACAUAUUUUGUAGGGAGACACAAGAACAUUUGCAAAAGAUACAGACACAAGUUGAGUCAGAUCUAGCAUCACAGAGUCCAGCAUCUGGUCAGAUUUUGAUCACACCAGACCUGUGGAUGAAAGGAAAACUGAAACAUCAUCGUACCAAGAACCAUGGAACUGAAACAGAUGAAGGAGAUGACAAGUGUGGGGCAGAGGAGGAAGAAGACAUAAAUGAUGACCCCAUCUCCUUGAAAGAAAAAGAAUCAAAAGGAAAUGGAAAGGACAUUAACAGUGUGGCUGCUAGACUCAGCCAGCAAAGCCAUACAGCCCCUCUUAGUAACACCACAGACCACAAGCAGAAAGAAAAAUCCCAUGGUCAUCACGUUAACCAAAGAUUUAGAGAUCAACCAGGUCCUGCGAGAAGUGCCAGUCCCAAUUCCACCACCAGCACCCCUCACAGCUUUGUCAGCAGUAGUAUCUCACCACCACCAUUGUCCUCUGCAGCAGCAUUAGGGUCACCUCCGGGGGGAUAUGGACCAGCUUUGAUGUACCAGGAUUUCAUGGCAGCAUCAGGAGGGAUGUUAGGAUCACACCAGUCAUUGAAAAAUUUGCAGUCCAUGAUGCGUUUUAGCACUCCGGGAAGGUUUGGAUUGCCAGCAGGGUUUCCACAUCCGAGAGUGUCAGUUCCAUCUGCUACUUUCUCUUCUCCAUCCUCUACACCACAGAGGACUGGAGAUGCCAGGAAAACCCCAGUGACACCACGGCCAGGAUCAGCUCUAUCAGAUGUGCCCCAUCCAUCCCCAGCUCCAUUGCCACCAUUUAUGGCAUUCCCUCACUUACCACCCCCACCUUUUAUGACCCCUAUGGGAGCAGGCAUGCCACCUGUUACUGUUCUUGUACCACACCCAAUAUUCCUCCCCAUCCCUAUACCACUGCCUAUUCCUAUUCCAGUUCCAAUCAAAUCUGAUCUGAGGUCUGAAGAAAAAAGGGAUAACAAUACAAGCAAUGUCACCCAUGAAGACGAUGUGGAAAAAUGUGCAAAUGUCAGUGACAUUAACAGUGCAAACAGUUGCAAAAAUCACACUGAUCCAUGUUCAAAUGCCAGUAACCAGAAAGACCAGGCCCUUUCAGAAGACCAACACAGUAGUUCUUCUACACCAGCUUCAUGUAAGGACCACAUUACAUGUGCCUCCUGCCAAUCUGACCCUGGAAGGCGCAUCAUACUGAGGACACCCAAACUAGAGGUUGGUCCAAAUGAGGAUGGGGAAGACAGUGAUGCAAGUGACGUGGCCCCACUCACUAAAAGACCCAGAUUGGACAGCACUUCCAGUAAUGGUAGUGCAGAUAUCCAGAAAGCACUGAACCUUUCUCGAGAGACUGUUGUCAUUGAAAAAUCCAAGGCCAAAGUGGCACCACAUAUUGUCCAUGAAGCAGAAAUUUCAAAUGACAGCAGUUGUGAUUUAAAUGGUGCUUCAGCUUCUUCAGCAACAGUUUCUUCUGUAGGGAAGUUAAAUCCUGAUCCCCCUUAUUCAAUGAGGAGGAGUCUUAUUCUGGAUGCACCUAGUGUGCCCAAGAGAGAUUCAGAGGAGAAGUGCUAUACAAUGAGAGACAUAUUUGAUAAUAAGAGAAGAACAGUGAGGAGAAUCCGAACAAAGUAAAGAUAUAAAAUGUUAACUGAUCAUUUUUCAGUUGAUUUUUCUAGUAAAAGAGAUGCAUGCUACAAAAUGUGUUGUGGAGAAAAUAAUUAAGCAUAUGAUGCUUUCUUUGUGUAAAAAAGAAGUCGUGUUCUGGUGGUCUGAGUGACAAGAAAGUUAGCUGACAUGUGGUGGAAUGAAUAAUUCUCAAAACUUUGGAGUGUGUGUAAAUAGUUUCUUUGAUUGAAAUGUUCUGGACAUCUGAAAUAAUCUUAUUGUAUUUAAGGCACACAAUGAGCAUUAGACAUUUAUAAAGAAAAAAAGUUUAUUUCAUUGAAAAUUUAAACUAUUUUGCCCUUGAUCACCAAGUUUCACCAUAUCCAAACCAAGGAUGAAAUUACAAUCUACAAACAUGUUUUUGAGUUUUAAGUUUCCAAGCAUUAAGUCUUGUUUAUAAUGGGGUUGGGGGACUAGUGAAUCUCACUUGUACUGCUAACAAUAUAAAUUUGGAACUAAAAAAAGUGGUAAUAAAUUAUAAUUUUCUCAGCAGUUUCAUAUAGGAUAUACCUUGGUGAUAAAAGGUAUACUACUAACAUUUGAAAAUGCCCCAAGUCAUAUUUUAUGUCUAAAUAUUUUGCAAAGCUUCUUUUUUCACCAGUGAAUAUGAUAAAAACCCCCAAAAAAUUUCCUAGUGUUGACAUUUCCUCCUGAAAUUUCGGGAAAACAUGGUCCUUCAAAUGAGUCAUUUAGAACUACAUUAUUUAUUUAAAAUGGUAUAAAAACCAAGUCCAACUGCAGGGAUCAGUUGACUAACAAUUCAAAGGUUGGAGAAAACUUUUUAGUUUGAAAAUUAGAUUUGAUGUAUAAAUCCAAAAAAGGAUACCUUUUAGGACAAAUUAUUGAAAUGUACAGGAAUUUAUUUUCCUACAUAGAGGUUAAAAAUGCAUUGUAUGCCUUAAGUGUUAUUAGAAGCCAUUUUCAUAACAUUAUAGCUCUUAAUGCUGUUAUAUUGUGCAUUUCUGGUGACUUUAAUUUACUCCAUUAUAAUUGUGUUCAACUGUAACGGUGUGAAAAUCCAGGAGCCUAGAGCAAAUUAAUUUCUAGUCUUCACUCUGAAAAUGUGCCAUAUAUGACCCACAUGUUAUCCUUAUUAUAUUAUUGAAUAAUCAAUCAUGAACAUAAAGACUUGCAUCUUCCAUAAUUUUACAAGAACUUGCAUUAUCUGUCAAAAAGGAUACUAGGAUAACUUGUUCCUUAAUGUUAUUUAUUAUUAUUAUUAUUAUUUUGGGAAAGUCAGUUUAUGUAAGUAUAUAGCUUUCAAGCUAGAAUCCCAUCCCACUAGUGCCAUCUGAUCAAUUUUAUAGAAAGUGCAUUUUUUUCCUGCUAUCUCAAGGACAUCAAUACUGACAGCCUUAUUAUUUUAAAAUAUCAUGUAUUGCUGUAAAAUAAGCAAUGUUUUAAUCUCUUGUAACAAUGUGUGAAGAAACACUGAAAUUUAAUUGACCUGUCUGUUGCUUUUGUUGUACAGUUUAAAGGCCAGGUGCAAUUUCAAACUGCCCCAGCCAGAGUUGCAACAAUUAUAUGCAUGUGGCCUUCACAGCUGUAUGUUGCAGAGUGAAAGAGGAUGUGAAGAUCUGCUUAUUACACCGGUGUUCGAGUCAUGCUCUGGUUGCAACUAGGCCAGUAAAGAGGGUAGGGAAUACCUUUUGCAUUCCGCGUGAUUGGCCUUAUUUUUCAAGCGUGAUGCGUUAUUUGAGCCCAAUAUUCUGUGUAAAAUGUGAUUCAGGAAUAUUCUUGGUGAUUGUCCUGAAUGUGUCUUGGUAAUUGGUGAUUAAGCUGUUUUAAUCUUGGUGAUAAAUGGGGGGGGGGUAUUCCCUACCCUCAUUAUAGUGUAAAUCUAAUCGGUCUAAGAGCUUUCUAUGUUUUGUGGUAGUGUGACAUACUUAAAACUUGUCAGAAAGUGAAGUCAAGCAUAAUUUGUGGUAAACCUUCACAAUUUUUACAGAAUGGAGCGAAUUGGCUUCUGAGCAAACUAAAUAGCUUCCAUUAAAAUGGAAAUGCAUCAUAGAUGUCAAAAAUAUUAAAUAGUUUUAUGAUUGGCUACCUAACUAUAAUUUGGUUUUAUCAUAGAUGACCACAGUAUUUUUUGGAUCAACGUUGACUUCAUGUUUACUUGCAUUAAUUUAAAUUCCUGGUUGAUUUUGUAAGAGCAUUUAUGACUGAUCAUUAUUUUGCAUUCAAAGAUGCAACGGCCAUUUCUAUCAUAGUAUUAUAAGUAAUUGUCAUGAAAUUAAAAGAUCCUUGAAAAGGGAAGUUAACAGAUUUUUGUUCUUAUUCAAGCUGCAAAUUGGUCAUUUUCCUCAAUUUAUGUUACCUAUCAAUAUUAAAGGGCUCAUGUAUUUUGAUUUUAGCCAUAUGACGCUUUAUCCAAGACAACAAAAUGUAGUUGUCAGUUGUUUUCAUCACUUAACACAACCACAGCUGCACUACAUUUUAGCCUUUUAAUUUAAAAGUAAAACUGCCUACA